AUGGCGCACGCGCGUAAGCCCGGCGUCGCGUCGGACGACGAGUUUGAACGAUUUUUUAGCGCAAAUCAAGGCAAAACGGUCGUCGUCCUUGACGCGCGCAACAGCGAUUUUAGCGUCGAACCGUCGGACGAGCAGUUUGGUGGACCUCAGGGGAGCGCUCCGAUCGCGGAUUGCGGCACCAGCGCGCGUCCGAACGCGGUGAACUGCGCUUUUGAUCGCUCGGCGAACGCGCUGCGCGAUUUGCAAGUCCUCGAAGCGAAGACGGGCGGGAAUAAGUCGACGCCGAUCAUCACGCACUGCGGCGGUGGCGGACGUGGGCAGAAGGCGAAAGAGUAUUUAAUAUCGCAGGGGUACUCGAACGUCAUCAACGGCGGUGGGCCCGCCGUCGAAGCGCUCUGGAAGACGUUUGGUUCGAUGUGA
Messenger RNA from Ostreococcus lucimarinus CCE9901, 420 nucleotides. RefSeq lists its product with no specific name. The transcript has a single exon. NCBI's taxonomy places the organism in Eukaryota, Viridiplantae, Chlorophyta, Mamiellophyceae, Mamiellales, Bathycoccaceae. The record is from RefSeq and is a predicted model, not a curated record. The coding region runs from base 1 to 420 and encodes 139 amino acids.